AUGGAUGAGUUUGCGCAAUCAAGAGAAGACGAUGAUCUCUUCGGCGAUGAAUUCGAGCCUGCGUCGGAACCUACAGUCAUAGAAGAGGCACCAAUUCAAUCCGUCUCAAAACUGUCGCCUACAGCAGAAACAUAUGUUCACACCAAUGGCGCACAAUUAUCUUCAUCAACAGGACCUUCAAACAACCAUAAUCAUAGAAAUCAGCGGGAACGAGGCACGGAUAGAAGACGAGGCGGAAGGGGAGGUCGAGGUGGUACAUCAAAUAAUGGUCUGAAAUCAUCCAGAUAUGCGUCUCAAGACCCGGUGCCUGUCGCCAAUCAAUCUCAACCUGCCGAAUCCGCAACUGAACAAGUCCAAGUCGCGCCUUCGACCUCUCCACCAGUACAAUCUCCUGUCGAAUCACAACCACAACAAAAAUCUAUACUGUCAGUUCGAGGGGAUCGUUCUUUGACUGGCGGUCCCUCACAUAAAAAGCUCACCGAGGAAGAAUUGACAGCAAAGCUCGAGCGAAUGAAGAUCAUAAAUGCAGAAAAGGCCGAGUCGUUCCGGAAGAGUGAAAAAGAUCGAGAGGGUUAUGCGGAAAAGGAAAAAGAAGAAAAGCGCAAGAGAAAAGAAGAGAUCGAGAGAGGUAGAGUAAUGGAAGGUGAGAGAAUGAAGAAUAGAGAGAGAAAGCUAAAGGCUAUGGGUGGGAGGGAGUGGGACGAGGGCAAGGAUGAGAAAGAUUUCGAGGACAAUAAAGGAAGGAGCUCGCAAUAUGUUAGAGGUGGUCAUGGUGGAGUUAUUAGAGGUCGGGGUGGCUUGGCUGGUAGUAGGUUUAAUGAUGCGCCGGAAGAUGAUAUGUCUUCAUACAUUUAUGAUGAUAAUAAAGGACGGGGAUCUGGGCGCGGAAGAGGAAGGGGAAGGGGUAACGGAAGGGGUGGAAGAGGUGGUUCAGCACAACAAACACAAACUGUACCUGCGCUAGAGGACUUCCCAUCAUUGCCCACUACAACAACAUCAAAAACUACGAAAUCCGUUCUCAAUUCUCCGUUCGUUGGAGCUGGCGACUGGGCAGAUGAGAUGGCUACUCCUACUGAACAGGAGAAGAAACUUGAUGUUUAA
This is a messenger RNA of Sclerotinia sclerotiorum 1980 UF-70, 1101 nucleotides long. RefSeq lists its product with no specific name. The record is from RefSeq and is a predicted model, not a curated record. NCBI's taxonomy places the organism in Eukaryota, Fungi, Ascomycota, Leotiomycetes, Helotiales, Sclerotiniaceae. The transcript has a single exon. The coding region runs from base 1 to 1101 and encodes 366 amino acids.